GGGCUUUAGAACGCCACCGAGCGCUUAACGCAAAGCACACGCGCGUGUUCAACGCAAAAAAAAACCAAAAAAGAAGAGCAAAAACAAAAAGUGGACAACACCAAAAACGGGAAAAAAAAGAGAAGACGAGCCAACAAAACAGCGGACGAUAAAAGUCGCCAGCGGCCAAAAACGCGCUCAUUGCGUGCGCUGUUUUCGCAACGUUAACGGUAGCGGUAACGGUAAAAUAUCAGCGAUACUGAGAUACAACGGAUAUUGUAGAUACACAGAUACGCAGAUACAAAGAUACACAGGAUGAGGAUGCGACACGCAUUUGCUGGAUUAAUUGUGUGCUGGCUGGCAGUUUGUCAACCACAAGUUGAGGCACAAUUCUUUGGCAAUCCGUACUAUGGACCACAACAGGGCUUCGGACCACAACAACAGGGCUUCGGACAGCGUGGACCACGUCAGGGUUCCGUCUCGAAGGCCAACACCAACUCGUAUGAACGUCAGGUGGACUUUGGCAACAACGUUGAGUAUACGCAGGGUGUCUCCAACUCCCGUGCCGUAACCCGUCAGAACGGACAGCGUGUGGUUGCCGACAGUCAGGCGGCGACCCGCGACUUCGAUCUCGGCGGCCUUCAGCUGGGCAACACGCUAACACGCACACGCACCAAUGCGAAUGGCGCCGUCUCCGGGGGCAUUGCGGAUCAGUUCCGCAUCGGCAACUUGGGUCUGGGCGCAUCGCUCUCCCCCGAUAAUCUGCGUCAGGGCUUUGGGCUGCAGCGUGGCGCCGAUGGCGAUGUGCGUCUGGGUCUCGGACUCUUGAGCCUUGAUCUCGACAACAAUGUACAGAACAGCAACUCGCUGGGACAGGCGCAGGUCAAUGCUCAGGGACGAGGUUCGCGCGUCGGCUCGAACAGCAACUCAAACACGAACACGCAACAGUUUGGAGGCGUGCGUGUUAGCGACACGGUGUCCAACUCGAAUGCCUAUGGACGCACACGCAACGGUCAGACAUCGGCGAAUGCCGGCGGCUUCGGUGGCAAUGCAGCGACUCAAGGUUCAACCUUUGGCGGCUUUGGCGGCUUUGGCGGCUUCCGUCGUCGUCGUACUCCACAACCUCAGCCUCAGCAGCAGCGUGUUGUCUAUCAACGUCAGCGUCUGUCGCGCCCCAAGCGUCGUGCGCAAUUCGUGCCCUUCGGCUAUCCUCAACAGAACUUCGGAGGCUUCGGCGGCGGCGGCUUUGGCGGCUUUGGCGGUCAGUACACGGAGCGUCCACGUCGUCAGUUUGAACGACCUGGCGGCUUUGGCGGUUUCGGCGGCGGCGGCGGUGGUUUCGGUGGCGAGUUUGGUGGCGGUGGCGGCGGCUUUGGCGGUGGUGGCUUUGGCGGCUUCGAAGGUGGCUACGAGCAGCCCAAUUUCAACCAGCAGAAGGGACACAAGAAGCAGCAACAUGGACACGUGCAGUCGACGGGCAAUGCCAACGCCCAGGGCGGACCCGGUUUCAAUCAGCAGGCGGCGAGCAACAAUUUCGCCAAUCAGAAUGCGGAUGGCUCACAGAAUUCGGGCAGCAGCAGCAUUGGCUCCAAUCUGGCUCAGGAUGGCAGCAGCGGUCAGGUGAGCUCGGCGAACACCAAUCAACAGAAUGGCCCCAAUUCGCAGACGAAUGGCGCUCAGUCGCAAGCGCUGAACUUCCGCCCCGGAGAGCAACAGGCGAGCAGCUCGAAUGCCAACACACAGCACACAAUCGUCGGCAAUCGCGAAACAAUUGGCUCGAACAGCGGCUCGACGGCAACCAACAACAAUGCCGAUGGCAGCUCCACGAACACCGCCAACACCGAUACACAGGUGGUGCGCGAUGGCAACCAACAGUCGAUCACCUCGGGGGCAAACAGUCAGUCCAUCUUCCAGGGCAACCAGGGACAGGGCAAUUCAGCCGCCAACACCGCAGCGAACAUUAGUUCACAACGCGGUCCCAACGGCUCCGUGACGAACUCCGCUAGCAGCAGUGCCACCGCAACGGCCACGAAUGGUCAGUCGGCGAAUGCCGAUGCCAAUGCCAAUGCCGGCGGACAGGGCAAUGGAGCUGGUGCCAAUGCGGGCGCCAAUGGCGGACAGUUCGGUGGACAGUUCGGUGGUGGCGCCAAUUCCAAUUCCAAUGUCUUUGGCGGAUUCGGUGGGUUCGGUGGCUGGGGCCGAUAAAUUCACUGUUCACUGUUCGUUCUCCACUGUUAACUGUUCAGUGUUAACGGACAACUGUUAACGGCACACUGUUAGCAGACAACUGUUAACUACUCUCAACUGUACUGUUAAG
Drosophila sulfurigaster albostrigata is the source of this 2296-nucleotide messenger RNA. RefSeq lists its product as uncharacterized. The record is from RefSeq and is a predicted model, not a curated record. The transcript has 2 exons. Lineage: Eukaryota; Metazoa; Arthropoda; Insecta; Diptera; Drosophilidae. Bases 295 to 2184 code for a protein of 629 amino acids.